UGUACCAAAGUGCUGAGUCUGUGUGUUCCUGCUCUUUAUUCCUGCAGACUUAACCUGAAAACCCCAGUGAUGAGUUCCUCUCCCUGAAGGAAUAACUCCUUGCCAGGUCUGAAAAAGUGAAGCAAGUGACAGUGAAGACUGCCAUUCUUUCUGGGUAAGCGUCAGAUCAGUGGCACUGCAUGAAAACUACUUGUUGGGCAAUACUCAGAGAGACACUCCUCCUCUCUUUUACUGGAGCCACAGAAACCAUCCUGAGAUCCUCAGCAGUUCCUCACAAUAGCCCAGUAAUGACCAGUGCCUGUCUUGUCUAUUCAUGAGCUCCAGACCUGAGGAGAACACAAAUUGGGCCCAGGAUCCCAGGCUGAUGAGAGGCACAAACCAGUCGAGUGUCUCCGAGUUCCUCCUCCUGGGACUCUCCAGGCAGCCCCAGCAGCAGCAGCUCCUCUUCGUGCUCUUCCUGAGCAUGUACCUGGCCACGGUCCUGGGAAACCUGCUGCUCAUCCUGGCGGUCAGCACCGACUCCCGCCUGCACACCCCCAUGUACUUCUUCCUCGGCAACCUGUCCUUCGUGGACGUCUGCUUCUCCUCCACCACCACCCCCAAGAUGCUAGCCAAUCAUGUGCUUGGGAUCCAGACCAUCUCCUUCUCUGGUUGCUUCACACAGUUAUAUUUUCUCAGUGUGCUUGCAGGCAUGGACAAUUUCCUCCUGGCUGUGAUGGCCUAUGACCGCUUUGUGGCCGUGUGCCACCCCUUACAUUACAUGACAAAGAUGACCCAUCAGCUCUGUGUCCUGCUGGUCGCUGGGUCAUGGGUCGUUGCCAACCUGAGUGCUCUGUUGCACCUCCUGCCUCUGGCUCGACUCUCAUUCUGUGCAGACAACACCAUCCCCAACUUCUUCUGUGAUGUGACUCCUCUCCUGAAACUCUCUUGCUCGGACACGCACCUCAAUGAGAUGAUGAUUCUUAUUGCAGCAGGGCCUAUAAUGAUUGCGCCAUUUAUUUGCAUCCUGGUGUCAUAUGUCUUUAUUGCUUGUGCUGUCCUGAGAGUACCAUUAACAAAGGGAAUAUGGAAAGCCUUCUCCACCUGUGGCUCCCACCUGGCUGUCGUGUUCCUUUUCUAUGGCACCAUCAUUGCUUUGUAUUUAAACCCCUCGUCCUCUCACUCAGCUGAGAAAGACACUACAGCUACAGUGUUCUAUACAGUGGUGACGCCCAUGCUAAACCCUUUCAUCUACAGCCUGAGGAACAGGGAUUUGAAAAGGGCCCUGGGAAAGGUGAUUGGCAGGAAGACAUGCUCUUAG
This is a messenger RNA of Microcebus murinus (gray mouse lemur), 1300 nucleotides long. Lineage: Eukaryota; Metazoa; Chordata; Mammalia; Primates; Cheirogaleidae. The record is from RefSeq and is a predicted model, not a curated record.